AUGAAGGUAAAGACCCCCGAGCCGAGGCCAAGCAAGUCCGAUAACAAGCGCGUGCAGCCCCGCAAUAGGAUCAAGUACACUGCUGGCCAGCUUCAUCAGUUAGAGAGGGUCUUCAUGUCCAGCCAGUACCCUGACAGCUGCACCCUGGAGGAGCUCUCAAACACCCUCAGUAUCAACACGGAACGACUGUCGAUCUGGUUCCAAAACCGUCGGUCUAAGUUCAAGCGUCAGGCGAAGGGAAGUCACGUGAACUGGAUGAGGCGACAGUUGUACCACCAGGGGUCGCAGUCGUCACAUGACGUCAACAAUCAGUCGGAUAAAUGUCACGUGUUGUCUCCACCAGUCCCCCACAACACAUCACCAGAGGCACCCAAAUCAAAUUUGAACUAUUAUGGGAUGAACUACCCAGCAGCUGUAUCCGGUUGUGACAACAGUUACUUCAUGACGUCACCCAUGUUCCAUCAGAUGACAGCCUCCUACCCAUCGCACAAUGAGAGGAUCGGUGCUUCCGGUUACACCCACAGUCCUUUGCUACUUCCGCAUCUGAACGACAUUUCGUAUCCCCAGACGGCGUCCUAUCCCCAGCAGAGCCCAACGUACUCAAGCCCUCCAACCCCUCUCAGUGAACACGACCACAGUGAGAGUUACCUCCCCUCCUACAGUUUCCCAGGACCCCAGCUGACCUUCACCCCUAUUGCGUGA
This is a messenger RNA of Haliotis rubra (blacklip abalone), 702 nucleotides long. Its product is annotated as paired mesoderm homeobox protein 2A-like. The coding region runs from base 1 to 702 and encodes 233 amino acids. The record is from RefSeq and is a predicted model, not a curated record. The transcript has 4 exons. Gene Ontology annotation, molecular function: DNA-binding transcription factor activity, RNA polymerase II-specific; RNA polymerase II cis-regulatory region sequence-specific DNA binding. Lineage: Eukaryota; Metazoa; Mollusca; Gastropoda; Lepetellida; Haliotidae. Gene Ontology annotation, biological process: positive regulation of transcription by RNA polymerase II.